AUGAAGAUCUUAAGUGCUGCUGCCCCGGCUAGCUACGGUACAAAUGGCGCCGAUCCUCCUGUCUUGCCUGUCGCCGCGUCUCAGCUUCAGAUUAUCUUCGAGUGGGUUGGCCUCCUUCCACUGGCAAUCUACCUCUCCGGCAAUGGCUUGUCUCAUUGGUUGGUAGGCCAGACGUCGCUUGCAGGAUUCAUUGGUGUAAGCCUCUUCCCCCGUCUGGGAAUUCUGGAAAGUCUUGCUACUUUCUUGCGCGAAGGUGCCGACUUUGUCGAUCGCGCUUCGUCCGUCAGCGAGCUGCGUCACACUGUCUGGGACGCCAACUGGGGCAGUGUCUUCCCAUGCGCAAAUGGAGCCGCAAGCGAUAUACUUACGAGAUAUGUCAUUCCCAAAGCUCAUGAUAUUGAGAUCCCAACUGACUUGGCCGCCCUGAUUGCUGCUAAUGAACGUGUUCGCAAUCCAGAAGAAGGAAAAGACAAUGCCGUUACUGCAGAGACAAGCAACAAUUCCAAGGGCCAGACAAAUGAGAAUGUUGGAGGCCCUCAUUUCAGCCGCUAUCAAACGUUGUAUAUUCUGGACUGCACGAUCGAUGCUGGCAAAAGAAAGACUAAUAGCGCCUUCGUUACGUGGUUAUUCUUUCUCAUCGAGGUUCUAUUCAUCCUUUCUUUACUUGGCGCUUGUGUCUCAACUAUCCUGCUCGGUCUAUACGGGACUGCUGCAGCCAUUCUCAUCAGCAUCGCCUUCCGUGUGACACGGCAUAGCAUCAAAGUCAUUAGGCCCCCGAGAUACCUGGAAAGCAAUGAAGCUAACCAGGCUGACGCCUACAUGCUCACAGCGAUACAUGAGAACGCAUCAACCUGGUAUCUCUACAGAGGAUCCCGGGCAGUCGUUGAUGGGCUUGUCAACAAACCUAUGAUCUUGGACAUCACAGCACGCCCUAAAACAGCGAUGGCACUCGCAUUGCGCGGGCUAGCUCUAUUACAACUUCUAACCAUGACAUAUGUCGCGGCACAGAAAGGUUGGGAUGGGGUGGGCUUGCUGGUUCUCAUCGCUGUAGCGUGGACGCUUGACUACGCACUUUAUAGAGACGACAAAUUGGCGGCAACUUGGCUUCGGCGGGAGGGUCUUCUCAAGUCUAACACAAUUUCGAGUUGGAUGGACCAGAUGCUGGCCCCUUCAGAACGCCGUGAGGCUUGGUUGAAGAUGUUACAGUCGGACUGCCCUGAUUUCGAAACUCUAGAGUCAAAGCAUACACUAACCGGAGAAAACGACCAGAGUUGGGUGCGGAACAAUUGGUUGCUUACACGCGCUGCAGUGAAAGCUAUUAGGGUCGCCACAGGUGAGGGCACUGCAUGA
Molecule: messenger RNA, 1350 nt
Organism: Trichoderma harzianum CBS 226.95
Lineage: Eukaryota; Fungi; Ascomycota; Sordariomycetes; Hypocreales; Hypocreaceae
Exons: 2
Coding region: 1-1350 (449 amino acids)
Source: RefSeq, a predicted model, not a curated record